AUGAGCUACUGCAUUUGGAACGUACAAAUCGAUAGAAGUCGGAGUGGAUUUAUCCGGAAUGUCUCGGGACGGCUCUUCAGAACGAUAGCGACCUUUUCGAUAUUGCUACUGGUGAUUGGAAUUGUGGUUGGCGAUGAGGAAACAACCCCGCACCCGCUGGAUGAUCAUCGACGCUAUUCGCAACCGAUUCUGUAUCCCGGGGCGAAUCAAUUUACCGGCCCCCGGCAGCUGUAUCCGCCCGGCAAGGUGAAAUCCUCCGAGGGUCGACUGGUAAAGACGAAAACGAAUACGAAAGCGAAAACGAACAUCCGGACGCCUCUGCCACCGGGAAAGAUUGUCCUAGCCCCGAGGCCGAUUUCACCGGUGUACGGUGUUGGACAGGAACUGCCGCAGGAUCUGCGCAGUCAUCGGUCCAGGCCGGUCCCAAUCUACGUUCCACCCGGAUUCGGUACAAUCUAUCAUGGCAUCCAUCGGCCAGCCGGUGGCGAGCGAACAGAGGAUUACCGGCCACACCACAAUGGCUAUGAUUCUUACGGGUUAGAUAAGGUUUUCGUCCCGGAGGGAGAUUUACUGGGUGAAUCCGGUAGCAAUGGCGACACCUCCCCAGGAGUGGACAAUUGUGACAUCCGCUGUGAACCGAAAGAGUUCCGCUGCGACAAAAGCUGUGCUUGUGUCCAUAUGGAUCUGCAUUGUAAUGGACAAGCGGACUGCAUCUUGUCGGAGGACGAGCAGAACUGUGAGGCCGUACAGGAGGAGCUAGUGAAGCAAAUGAAGCAAAGCUGUGAGGCCAGCGGAUCGCAUGUAAUCUGUGCAACUACACACACUUGCAUCUCUAAGGAGUGGUUGUGCGAUGGUGACGACGAUUGCGGAGACUUCACCGAUGAAACACACUGUGGCACGCGGCACGAUUGUACCGAGGGAAAGUUCGAAUGCCAGAAUGAGUUGUGCAUCCCGAGAGAAUGGGUUUGCGACGGCGACAACGAUUGCAACGACUUAUCCGACGAGCGGAAUUGCACAAGGCAAUGCACCCAAGACGAGUUUCGCUGCCAUGACGGUAGCUGUAUCUCGGCAUCGUUCGAGUGCGACGGCGAAGCGGACUGCAUCGAUGAAUCGGACGAGAUGGCCUGUGAUCGGCCGAUGCAAAGCUGCCCAGAAGGGGAAUUCAAGUGCAAGGGUUCGCUGGGUGGCCUUGGUGGACCGGGAGGCCGUUGCGUUCUGAUGCGGUUUCGGUGCGAUGGAGAUAACGAUUGCGGCGACUGGAGCGACGAGGAAGGCUGCCCGAAGAAGCAAGUCAUGUGCACGGCGAAUGAAUUCAAGUGCGAAGAUGGGGAUUGCAUUCCGGUGCAGUGGCGCUGUGAUGACAAACAGGACUGCAAUAAUGGGGAAGAUGAAAAGGGUUGCCCCGUGGAUAAACUUGGCGGGAGGACGUGUUCUCCGGACGAGUAUACGUGUAAAGAUGGGCGAUGUAUUUUGCGUUCAUGGGUAUGCGACGGAUCUGCAGACUGCAAGCGUGGUGAAGACGAACAAGAUUGCGACAUUAAGUGUGAACUGAAUCAGUUUGCGUGUCCUUCUAGUAACCGAAAUAGCUCUCGAGAUUUGCUCUGCAUCAACCAGAAACACGUAUGCGACGGUCAUAAGGAUUGUGUAGACGGCGAGGACGAACUGCGUUGUCCCAUCGUGCAUCCGUGUAGUGCACAUUCACGAUGUGAGCAGCUUUGCGUUACGGCAUACAGCGGCCGGGAAGAGUGUAUGUGUCGACCUGGUUUCCUGCUGCACGGCAACGGCUAUAAUUGUACCGAUAUCGAUGAGUGUACAAUCGUCAACAAUCCGGUGUGUUCCCAGGACUGCACUAACACUAUUGGAAGCUUUCGCUGCGGAUGCAAGGCAGGAUACAUACUGCGACCGGAUCAACGUACAUGCAAAGCCGUUGGAGGAGCCGUUAAACUGUUGAUGGCAAACCGAGCCGACAUCCGUCAAGUUUCACUCAGUAACAAUCAGUUCACGUCAAUUGUCAAAGGGUUGCCUAAUGCUAUCGCCAUAGAUUAUCACUACCAGCUAGAUCUGUUAUUCUGGACGGAUGUUUCGAUUGACGUCAUUAAACGAUCAUAUUUAAAUGGGACUGGCAUCAAGGACGUCAUCAAGUGGGGCCUGGAAUCGCCAGGAGGUCUGGCUGUCGAUUGGAUCCAUAAUUUACUGUUUUGGACAGACUCUGGAACUCGUCGCGUAGAGGUUUCUACAUUUGAUGGAAAACUUCGAGCAGUUCUGGCUGCAAACGAUUUGGACAAACCACGCGCCAUUGCAGUCCAUCCGGGGAAGGCCACCGUAUUCUGGACUGAUUGGGGCACAGUUCCAAAGAUCGAGAAGGUCUACAUGGAUGGUUCUGAGCGUCAAACGAUUGUGUCAGAAUCAAUCUUCUGGCCAAACGGCUUAGCAAUCGAUUAUACCACCAAUCGAAUCUACUGGGCUGAUGCAAAACACGUCAUCGAAAGUGCCAACUUCGACGGGAAAAACCGGAAGAAAAUCCUGAGCAACAACUUGCCACAUCCGUUUGCAAUGACUUUAUUCGAGGAUUCAAUGUACUGGACAGACUGGCACACGCGCACUGUAUCCACGGCGAACAAGAUUACUGGGCGUGGUUUUCGCGUCGUUCACGAAGGUUUGCAUUUCCCGAUGGACAUUCAGAGUUACCACGCAUCUCGACAGCCAGAUUACUCGAACCGUUGCCAGAUGGAUCAACGAGGACGCCGUGGUGGCUGCUCUCAUCUGUGUUUGCCGAACCGGAACCAUCGACGUUGUGCUUGCCCCAUUGGCCUUACUUUGAAAGCAGACCAACGGACUUGUUCUAAUGUACCGGAUAAACUCCUUCUGAUUGCCCGUAAAAAGGAUAUUCGUGUUCGGCAGUUAGAUCAACAGAAUCCAACGAAAGGAGUCGAUAUGGUGGUUCCACUAGAUGGCAUUAAGUCCAACGUUGCCAUUGAUUGGUGUAGUCAAACUAAUGUAAUUUACUGGACCGACGUUGGUAAAAGCAUUAUCAGUCGAGCAUUUAUCAACGGUAGUCAACAAGAGGCAAUCAUUAAAUCAAAUCUUAUUUCGCCGGCUGGUUUGGCACUGGAUUGGAUCACUAGUAAAAUUUAUUGGACAGACGCUGGAACAAACCGAAUCGAAGCCGCCAGUACCGAUGGCAAGCAACGAGCACUGCUCAUCUGGGAGCGAUUGGAUAAGCCGAGAGAUAUUGUGGUUCAUCCAAGCGAAGGUUACAUGUUUUGGUCUGACUGGGGCUCGAACCCGCUGAUAGAACGAGCUGGUAUGGAUGGCAGUGGUCGUGUGACUCUGGUUUCUGAAAACCUGCAGUGGCCCAACGGAUUAGCCCUGGAUACCGAUAAUCAUCGAUUGUAUUUUGUGGAUGGCGGAACCAAAGCACUGGAGUAUGUGAAUUUUGACGGAACAGGCAGAAAUCGAUUGAUUACGGAAGGACUGAAACAUCCGUUUGGGUUAGAUGUGUACGACAAAAAAGUUUACUGGACUGACUGGGAUACGCAUAGCAUCCAGGUUGCGGAUAAGCUCACCGGGGCGGAUAGGCACGUCGUUCUGGCAAACAAUACUGAUCUGAUGGAUAUCCGAGUGUUUCAUCGAACCAGGAAGGAUGUCCGUAAUCCCUGCGGAACACGAAAUGGAGGCUGUUCAUAUAUCUGCUUGCUCAGCCCAUCCGGAUAUACCUGCGCUUGCCCAAUUGGUAUUCAGCUUAAUGAUAAUGGCAAAACAUGUAAAGACGGUCCAUCCAACUAUUUGAUCUUUGCCCACCGCACAGACAUUCGUCAAGUAUCAUUGGACAGUGAUUACCAGAUUGACGUCGUUCUACCGCUUCCUCCGAUUUCGAACGCUGUCGCCCUGGAUGUGGACACCCAUACCGGAGACGUUUACUGGGCAGAUACGAUCGAGGAUGUUAUAAUGCGUUCUUCCCCAGAUGGAAUGCGAGUCAAGCAGAUACUUAGCGAAAGUAUGGAUAGUGUAGAUAGUAUGGUCGUAGACUCGAUCGGUCGCAAGAUUUACUGGGCUGACGCGGGGCGAUGCUCGAUCGAGGUCAGUGAGCUAGACGGUAGUGUGCGAACCGUACUGGUCUGGAACGAUCUGAUCCAUCCAAAGGGAAUCGCAAUGGACUACGAGAGUGGCUACCUGUUCUGGGCUGAUUGGCGCAAAGACCCGAUCAUAGAACGUGCCGACAUGGAUGGCGAACGUAGAAAGAGUAUUGUCACGACCGAUCUUGGUUACAUCUCUGGACUGACCGUUGACGGACUUGAGAAACGUAUUUACUGGACAGAUUCAAAGGCCAAAACGAUUGAAUCAUGUGAUCUGAAUGGAAAUGCACGAAAGAUGUUGCUUGAUAACCUACAGCAUCCAUAUGCGCUUGCAGUUACACGUAACUGGGUUUACUGGACAGAUUGGAUAACCAAGGCUCUCCACUCAGUUCCAAAAACAAAUACUAGUAAGAUCCGAAAGGUGGCCAAAGAUUUGGAACAGCUGAUGGACGUUAAAGUAGUACUGGAACAAGAUGAAUACACCGAGAAUCCUUGCGGCAAAAACAACGGUGGCUGUUCACAUCUGUGCUUGAGAAAACCAAAAAGCUAUUCCUGCAAAUGUCCUACUGGACUGCUGAUGAAAGAAGGCAGCACCAAGGACUGCAAGACAGUUCCAGAUGAAUAUCUGCUAAUUGCACUACGUUCCGGUAUUGGGCGCAUUUCACUGGACACGCCAGAUUUGUUUGACGUCGUUUUGCCUUUCGAAGGAGUCCACGGAGUGGUUGCUUUAGAUUACCACUACGAUCGAAUGUACAUCUUUUAUGCUGACGUCAAUGUGGACGCCAUCCGGCGUGUCAGUGUGCACAAUUUCUCCGACACUAAGGUAAUCGUGGCCAGCGGUUUAAACACACCAAAUGGUUUAGCCGUCGACUGGCUUGCCGAUAACUUAUACUGGACCGAUGCGGCCCUGAAAAAAAUUGAGGUGGCUCGGUUUGAUGGUACUUGUCGGAAGGCUGUACUGACCGGUGGUCUAGAUGAUCCUCGUUCGAUCAUUCUGUAUCCAAAGCGUGGCUUCAUGUUCUGGGCAGACUGGGGCCAGGCACCGAGAAUUGAGCGAGCUUACAUGGACGGUUCGGAACGGCGUAACAUAAUCGAUUCCGAGCUCGGCUUUCCGACCGGUUUGGCUAUUGACUUUGACAUGAAAAAGCUUUAUUGGGCUGACGCUCAGCAGGAUCGAAUUGAGAUGUGUGACUUUGAUGGGAAGCGACGCACUCGAGUCAUCUCGCAGGCUACACAUUCGUUCGGAUUCACGCUGACCGCCAGCUACAUGUAUUGGACCGAUUGGCAUAACAAAUCGGUUUUACGAGCUCCGAAGCGGGUCGCUUCCCCGGUGGAAGAGGUUCGUUUCGGACUGCGAGGUGCUCUGGAGAUUCGAUCGGUGUCGGCAAGCCGACAACCGCACGACUGGAAUCCCUGCGGCCAGGAUAACGGUGGUUGUAGCCAUCUGUGCCUGUUCGCUGAAACACGCUACGUCUGUGGCUGUCCUGACGUUCCCGAUGAGACGCACUGUCGUCUUGAACCGGCCUUCAUUGUACCGAUCAGAACCAACGACGAAAUUACCACCACCAUGGACGAGGAGAAACCAGCCAAAUCGAGCGGAUCUACCGUGCUGAGCAAAAACAAAAUGCACACCCAAUUAGCCAUUAUCGCUACCGCCAUUGUGGGCUGCUUAUUCUUAAUAGUAGUAAUCGCCAUAAUAGUGCUGAUUAUGAACUCCAGACGGAAACAGAGUAAGAAAACCUCUCGCAGCGGAAGCGACGUACUGACGUUUACCAAUCCCAACUACAACGGUGUCGACGGUAUGUGUCAUCCGGGCGGAGGUGAGCCCUGUUCCUCUCGCAACACCAUCUGGAAGCGGCUUAAGUACGACCGGGCACAGGAACUGGUCUAUGAGGAAAAAUAUUUAGGCCCACCACACGGAACGGCUACCACGACACUGAUAUCCCCGGCUUCGUCAUCACAGAUUUCCGCCACUUCAGCAGUUCUUCCAGUAUAG
This is a messenger RNA of Sabethes cyaneus, 6072 nucleotides long. RefSeq names its product low-density lipoprotein receptor-related protein 4 (gene Lrp4). Gene Ontology annotation, molecular function: protein binding; calcium ion binding. NCBI's taxonomy places the organism in Eukaryota, Metazoa, Arthropoda, Insecta, Diptera, Culicidae. The transcript has 9 exons. The record is from RefSeq and is a predicted model, not a curated record. Bases 1 to 6072 code for a protein of 2023 amino acids.